ACACGUUGUAGUGGUUGCUAACAACCUUAGUAGACUUUUUCAGACUAUUACGCGCGUUUGUUGACACUAUUUUUAUUUUUAUAUUUUUCGAUCUGAAGAAGAGGAAGAAGGACAACGAUACCUAUUUGCAACAACUAGAAUACAUAGUUAAAGUCACCGCCAGUCAUGAACAGGAAUCGUCAAUUGUUACUCUUCAUAGGGUUGGCAUUCCAUUUCUUUUAUUUAUGGUCGAUCUUUGAUAUUUAUUUUGUCCUGCCGUUAGUUCAUGGAAUGGAUCAUCAUAUUUCAACUGCGAAACCACCAGCUAAGAGAUUGUUUUUAAUAGUUGGGGAUGGUUUAAGAGCAGAUAAGACUUUCCAAAAGUUAACACAUCCAGGUACAGGUGAAUACAAAUACUUGGCUCCUUAUUUAAGGAGCAUUGUCGAAAAUGAAGGUACAUGGGGUAUUUCAAAUACUCGUAUGCCUACUGAAUCAAGACCAGGUCAUGUUGCCAUGAUUGCUGGGUUUUAUGAAGAUGUUUCUGCCGUCACUAAGGGUUGGAAAGAAAAUCCUGUUGAUUUUGAUUCAUUCUUUAACCAAUCAAAACAUACAUACUCCUUUGGGUCUCCUGAUAUUUUACCAAUGUUUGCCUAUGGUGAAGGAGUGGUUCCAGGUAGAAUUGAUGUUUGUAUGUAUGGUCAUGAAUUUGAAGAUUUCACUCAAAGCUCAAUUGAAUUAGAUGCAUUUGUUUUCAAACAUUUGGAUGAAUUAAUGACUGAACUGAAAACUAAUCAGACUUUACAUGAUGAAUUAACUCAAGAUGGUAAUGUGUUCUUCUUACAUUUACUUGGACCUGAUACUGCUGGUCAUUCUUAUCGUCCGUACUCGGCUGAAUAUUAUGAUAAUAUUGAAUAUAUCGAUGAAAAAUUAUCCAAAUUAAUUCCAAAGAUUCAUGAAUUCUUUGGUGAUGAUGAAACUGCCUUUGUGUUUACUGCUGAUCAUGGUAUGUCAGAUUUCGGUUCUCAUGGUGAUGGACAUCCAGAUAAUACAAGAACACCUUUAAUUGCUUGGGGUGCAGGUGUAAAUAAACCUAAGUUAAUCAAGGAUUUAUCGAGUCCAGAACAACAACUUUUAAAACAAGAUCCAAUUGCCAGUGGCUUCGAAGAUACUUAUUUUGAUACAUGGGAAUUUGAUCAUUUAGCUAGAAAUGAUGUUAAGCAAGCUGAUAUUGCCUCAUUAAUGGCUUACUUAAUUGGGGCAAAUUAUCCAGCUAAUUCAGUUGGUGAAUUACCCUUGAGUUAUCUUGAUACCGAUUCUGUUACGAAGAUUAAAGCCUUAUAUGCCAAUGCAUUGGCCAUUGUUGAACAAUAUUUUGUCAAAGAACAGGAAGUUUAUGAACAUCAGCUUAAGUUCAAGCCUUACAGACCAUUUGAAGAAAAGUCAAUUGCUCAUUAUAGAUCUGAAAUCAUUAAUUUAAUUGAUCAAUUAGAAACCAAUUAUGACGCUGCUAUUGAAGCGGAGGCAAUCCAACUCGCUGAAGAAUUAAUGAAAACUGCUUUAGAUGGAUUGAACUAUUUACAAACCUAUAAUUGGCUAUUAUUGAGAUCUAUUGUCACAUUAGGAUUCUUUGGAUGGAUUGUUUUCUCGUUCAACAUUUUCUUGAAGUUAUUCAUCUUAUCUGAGAAGGAGGUAAAACACUUUUCUAGUAACAGUAGUUUGUUAUUACAAUCAUUCUUUGUUAUAUUGGGUGCUGGAAUCAACUCAUUGUUGUUUUUCCAAGACUCUCCUUUCAACUACUAUAUGUAUGCUGCAUUCCCAUUAUACUUUUGGUACGAUAUCUUAAGUGAAAAGGUUAUCUUAGUAAAGGGAUGGAACAAAUUAUUCUAUGGUAUUUCCAACACAACCAAAGCUGUGGUGGCGUUUUCUUUUAUUGCUAUGUAUGAGGGUAUAGCUUAUGGUUUCUUUGAAAGAUUCAUGUUCUCAAUUAUUUUUGCAUUCAUUGGAUUAUAUCCAACUUUGAUUGAUAGUUUCGAAAAAAUAUCAACUCCUGUUAAAGUAUUCUGGUUUUUCAAUUGUUUGUUGAUGUGUAUUUUCACAAACUUAGAUCCUGUUAAAGUAGAAAGUUUGGUUCAAAUAAAUGUGGGGGCUGCAUUUGCUACUGUUGUAGCUCUUGCAGGAGUUUACAAAGUGUUCAAUCAGAAGAUUGAAUCCAUCCAUAAAACAUUGGUCCUUGCCCAAUUAUCAACUAUUCCUGUGAUCUUAUUUGCCACAAAUGUCUCUGUUUUAUCAUUACAAGCUAGAACUGGUUUACCAUUAUAUUCACAGGUUAUCGGGUGGGUCGGUUUUGUUGUUUCAUUAGUGGUUUGGCCAACAUGGCACUCAUUCUAUCCAUCAAAGAAUUAUCAACUUAGACUCUUGAUUAUAUUUAUUGCUUUUAUUCCAACCUUUAUUAUUUUGACUAUUUCAUUUGAAUUAUUAUUUUAUGUUGGUUAUUCAUUGAUUUUACUCCAAUGGUUAAAUAUUGAAGAAUUAUUAAAGGUUGACAUUUCUAUUCUUGACAAACAAUCAGGUACUGUGCCUAAAGGUUAUUGGUUGCAAGUUAUUAGAAUAUCUAUCGUUGGGUUCUUUUUCUUACAAUUGGCAUUCUUUGGUACAGGUAACAUUGCAUCUAUUUCAUCAUUUUCAUUAGAUUCGGUAUACAGAUUGAUUCCUAUUUUUGAUCCAUUCCCAAUGGGAGCAUUAUUAAUGCUUAAAUUAAUAAUUCCUUAUGUUUUAUUAUCUACUUGUUUAGGUAUAAUGAAUCAUAGAUUGGAUAUUAAAAAGUUUACUAUUUCAACUUUAAUUAUUUCUACAAGUGAUUUCCUUUCUUUGAAUUUCUUCUUCUUGGUAAGAACUGAAGGUUCAUGGUUAGACAUUGGGGUAAGUAUUUCAAAUUAUUGUCUUGCCAUAUUAUCAUCAUUAUUCAUGCUUAUUUUAGAAUUGGUUAGUUCAAUAGUUUUACAUGGUGUAGACAUUGAAGAUCCCCAUGAAAUUGAAAACGCAAAGAUAAAAGGUGAAUCAAUAGGUGCAAGGGUAAGAAAUAGAAGGAAGAUCGAUUAAAAAGACUAUAUCCUUAACUUCUUAGGAAAAGUAUAUUAUAAUAAUAAUUAGGUUAAUAAAAAAAAAGUACA
Scheffersomyces coipomensis is the source of this 3149-nucleotide messenger RNA. It is a transcript of the gene MCD4, whose product is annotated as mannose-ethanolamine phosphotransferase. Lineage: Eukaryota; Fungi; Ascomycota; Pichiomycetes; Serinales; Debaryomycetaceae. Gene Ontology annotation, cellular component: endoplasmic reticulum membrane. The record is from RefSeq and is a predicted model, not a curated record. Gene Ontology annotation, biological process: GPI anchor biosynthetic process. The transcript has a single exon. Bases 166 to 3078 code for a protein of 970 amino acids. Gene Ontology annotation, molecular function: mannose-ethanolamine phosphotransferase activity.